This is a messenger RNA of Labeo rohita (rohu), 1791 nucleotides long. RefSeq lists its product as uncharacterized. The transcript is spliced from 2 exons. NCBI's taxonomy places the organism in Eukaryota, Metazoa, Chordata, Actinopteri, Cypriniformes, Cyprinidae. Bases 184 to 1521 code for a protein of 445 amino acids. The record is from RefSeq and is a predicted model, not a curated record. Gene Ontology annotation, biological process: DNA integration; DNA recombination. Gene Ontology annotation, molecular function: DNA binding.
UCUGGAAUGCUUGAUUCUGAUUGGUCAGUUGAGACAUUUGCAGGUUCGUUCUUUUCAAAUAAUAACCGCUCCAAAGUAAUAACGCAUAGCCGGUACUACUUGUAUGUUUGAAAUCCCUCCGCGCCAACAAAGAUUACCGUUUGGCGCCAUCUUGUGAGAAACACUGGACAACCACAAUUAACAAUGGAAAAAUUCGACAUUAAUUUUAACAUGUACGGUAAAAACAAAACGUUUGAACAGUGGAUAGAUUCGGACGAAUCAAAUGACUCCCCAAUUAAGACGAAAAAACGAAAAUUGAACUACGAAGAACAAACAACGACAAGACACAGAGAGCUUACUGAGACUGAACUUGACAAAAUAGAGCAUGACAGCUACGAAGCCAACACACAAAAAAAUACAGAAUGGGCAAUAAAACUUCUCAAAGACUGGCUAAAAGAGAAAAAAAUGGAGACAGACUACGACAAGUAUGAAGCAGAGGAUCUUAAUAAGGUAUUACGAUCAUUUUAUGCAUCUGUUCAAAGUGCGAAGGGUCAGAUUUAUUCAAUAGCCAGCUAUAUGGCCAUCAGGACUGGCAUUGCCAGAUAUUUUAAAAAGUUUGAUAUCCUGAAAAGUCCAACCUUCAACUCCAGCAAUGCAGUUUUUAAAUCUACAAUUAAAGCCAUUCGUAAAGCUGGCAAAGACAUUAGUCACCAUCAUCCACCGAUCUCACCAGCAGACAUGCAUCUAAUACGAAACUCCGAUGUGCUGUCGCCCGACACAGCAACUGGUCUAGUUCGGAAAGUGUGGUUUGAUGUACAACUACAUCUAGCAAGACGAGGCAGAGAAGGGAACCGAGAUUUAAGAAGGGAUUCUUUUACCAUGAAAUGUGACGACAAUGGCACCGAAUACAUUACUCUGUCCCACAAUGCAGAGACUAAAAACCACAAAGACCCGAAAGAUCCAUGUAAAGAAAAUUACAGAGGCUGCAUCUUCGCUGAACCCAACAACCCUAAGUGUCCUGUUGCUACUUUCAAAAAAUACCUGGCACUCUGUCCGUCAGACGCAGACGCAUUUUAUCUUCAUCCACUACGACAAAACCAGGAAACACUGAACAAAAGAACAGUCUGGUACUCUAAAGAGCCGAUGGGACAUAACUACCUUGCCAAGAUGAUGCCCACAAUCAGCGAAGCAGCUGGCCUCUCACGAAGAUACACAAACCACAGUUUAAGAAGCACGGCUGUGCAACUUCUCUCGCGUGCCGGACUGGAAACGAGAGAGAUUAUGACUGUGACCGGACAUAGAUGUGAAAGCAGUCUUAAGACUUACUGGACUCCGACCACCGCUGACAGACAGAAAUGGAGUAGUAUACUCUCAUCAAAUCCUGACAACAGCUUGGCAAGCAGUGCCAUCAACAAAAAGUCCAUAGAGAAAACUUUAGCUGACUCUACCAAAAACAUCAACUUCAACAUCCCCGCUGGGACCACAUUUACAAUGUCACAGUUCACAAUUAAUGGAAACGUGCAAUUUAAUACUUGUAAAUAAAUAAAAUACAUCCGUUAUUAUAUAUUCAUAUGUAGAUGUUAUAAAUUGUCUUACUAACAUUUGAAUGUUAGUCACUAUAUCGUUUCGCGGAAGGAUAAAAAUGUUAAUUUAAAACAAAUAUGCCAAUAAAAUGUUUCAAAUUCAUAUUCAUGUCCAGUUUUUUUCCUUAUGUGGCAAGUAGCCGUGUAAUAAGCGGGAUAAUGUACAGGCAGCCUGUAGUUAUCGCGAAAUAAGCCCCUUCAGCGUGAUACAAGACCCUCCGCUUCGCGU